Molecule: messenger RNA, 4468 nt
Organism: Rosa chinensis
Lineage: Eukaryota; Viridiplantae; Streptophyta; Magnoliopsida; Rosales; Rosaceae
Exons: 6
Coding region: 29-4468 (1479 amino acids)
Biological process (GO): cell surface receptor signaling pathway; protein phosphorylation
Cellular component (GO): plasma membrane
Molecular function (GO): calcium ion binding; ATP binding; polysaccharide binding
Source: RefSeq, a predicted model, not a curated record
UUACUUACAAAAAACAGGAGCUUCAUAUAUGCAUGUCAUGGCAUCGCACACCAUGCUUAUUAUGCAACUGAUCUCUUUAGCAAUAGUGGGAGUACUGGUUGUAACAAUAACAACUGAAACAAUCACAUCAGCAGAAGCAGCAGCUCAGUCCUUGCCAGGAUGCAAAACCCAUUGUGGUAAUCUGAUGAUUCCUUACCCAUUUGGCAUAGGUGACGGUUGUUACUUGCGACCAGAAUUCAACAUCACUUGUGACCAUUCCACCACACCUCCAUCAGCAAACUUCACGAAUUAUAGCAUACGUAUUGCUCACAUAUCCCUUGCUGAGGGUGAGUUGCGAAUAAUGCAAGACGUAGGUGUAGAAUGUUAUGACACCCAGGGUCGUGAGACGGACUAUAACUGGCCUUCUCUCCAGUUGCCUCCUCCUUAUACCAUCUCUGAUACCAAAAACAAGUUCUUUGACAUUGGCUGUGGCAGUGUAGCUAUUUUUCAAGGUGACCGCACGCACCCUGGGCCAGAUGAAGAUAAGUCCACAGCGGGGUACACCAUGGUCUUAUGUGAUGAUCUGCUUGGCAAAGUACUCACAAACUCUUGCAAUGGCGUUGGCUGUUCCCAGUUUCCUAUCCCAAGUGGAUUGCACAACUUUACAAUAAUUCUGAGUCCAAUUGCGGAUAAUACAGGUACAUGGUUGACUAGGUAUCCUUGUAGCUAUUCUUUCAUUGUGGAAGUAGCCAUGUUCACAUUCUCCCCCGAUACAAGUUUUGAUUUACUGAAUACCACCAGCCAGCUUCCACUCAUUGUUAAUUGGGGGAUUGGGGAUGAACCAUGUGAUGAAAAGAGCCAGAAUUAUGCAUGCAAGGCAGAAAAUAGCAAGUGUGUCAACCAGUCCAUCAUUAAUGGGCCGUCUGGUUACAUAUGCCAAUGCUUACCAGGCUACGAAGGGAAUCCAUACCUCGAAGAUGGGUGCCAAGAUAUUGAUGAGUGCAAGGCUUCAAACCCCUGCAACAUUGGAAUGUGCAUCAAUUCACCUCCAGGAAAUUACUCUUGUUUAUGUCCCAAAGGAUACAAAAAUGAUGGCACAAAUCGACAGAGUUGCAUCAAAGACGAUACUAAAAACAACUCAAAGAUAACUGUCCUGCUUGCUAUCGCAUUGAGCUUCUUGGUUUUUUUCAUUGGAAUUUCAUGGACAUCUUGGGGAAUAAAGAAAAGAAACUUCAUUAAGCUCAAAGAGAGGUACUUUAAGGAAAAUGGUGGUUUGUUAUUGCAAAAACAACUCUUUCAUCAUGGAGGCUCUGUGGAGACAACAAGAAUUUUUACAGCAGAAGAACUUGAGAAGGCCACAAACAAUUACCAUGAAAGUAGAGUCCUUGGUGAAGGAGGAUAUGGAACCGUUUAUAAAGGCAUACUACUAGAUAACAAAGUGGUUGCCAUUAAAAAGUCUAAAAUUGCUGCCCCGGCACAGAGUGAUCAAUUUGUUAAUGAGGUGAUUGUUCUUUCUCAAAUCAAUCACAGAAAUAUAGUCAGGCUAUUAGGUUGUUGCUUAGAGACAGAAACACCUUUACUGAUUUAUGAGUUCAUCACCAAUGGCACUCUUUAUGAGCACAUUCAUAAGAAAAGAUCACUACUUUCUUUGGAAUUACGAAUGAAGAUAGCAGCUGAAACUGCAGGAGCACUAGCAUACCUACAUUCCUCAACUUCCAUGCCAAUUAUACAUCGAGAUGUGAAAGCAAUGAAUAUACUAUUAGAUGAUAACUAUACAGCAAAAGUGGCAGACUUUGGAGCGUCACGAUUGAUUCCUUUAGGUCAAACUGAAUUAGAAACUUUAGUACUAGGGACAUUUGGUUACCUCGACCCUGAAUAUUUGCAAUCAAACCAACUAACAGAAAAGAGUGACGUUUACAGCUUUGGAGUUGUCCUGCUGGAGCUAAUAACUAGCAAAGUGGCACUUUGUACAAAUAGAUGCUUAGCAAGCAUCUUCAUCUCUGCCAUGGAAGAAGGUUGGCUGGAUCAAAUUCUUGAUGAUAAUAUAGUGAAUGAUGGAAAUAUGGAGAUGGUAAAACUUGUAGCCAAUCUUGCAAAAAGAUGUUUAAGUGUAAAAGGGCAGGAGAGGCCAACCAUGAAAGAGGUAGCGAUGGAGCUAGAAGGAAUGAGAAUGAUGGCAAAGCAUCCAUGGAGAAAAAAUGCUGAUUUCUGUCCAGAAGAGAACGAGAGUUUGCUCAGUUCACUUGAUGCAAACACUCACGUGGUGGAUAUUAGAGGUGAUGUAGGUCAAGCUUUGCCCGGCUGCCCCGACCGCUGUGGCGAUUUGUUAAUUCCAUACCCUUUUGGCAUAGCUGAAGGUUGUCACUUGGGAGAGGAGUUCUUCAUCAACUGCACUACUGAAGUGAUAGGAACAUCCCCAACACCAUAUCUGGCAGGAACUGAAAUCCCAGUUUCCAACAUUUUUCUUGAUCAAGGUGAGUUACAAAUAAUGCAGUUUGUAGCCAGAGACUGUUAUGACAGCCAGGGUUAUUUAGAUAAGAAACUCAGCAAAGUACGAAUCUUGAGCCUCAAUCCUCCUUUCACAAUCUCUGGCACCAAAAACAAGUUCUUUGCUGUUGGUUGUGACACUUAUGCUAUCUUCGAAGGCUAUCGAGGCCAUGAAAGGUAUAUAACUGGCUGCAUGUCCUUCUGUGAGAGCCUUGGGAGUGUUAAUGAGUCUUGUUCUGGUAUAGGGUGUUGCCAGACUUCAAUCCCAACUGGACUGCAAAACCGCACAGUGAAGAUGAAUAGCUACUAUAAUCAUGCUUUCAUAUGGGACUUUAACCCCUGCAGCUACUCCUUCAUUGUGGAAGACGGCCAGUUUGAAUUCUCUAGUAAAAGUUUUCAAGAACUAGACCGGACAAGCCGGCUUCCGAUGGUUCUGAAUUGGCAAAUUGGGAAUGAGACAUGUGAUGAAGCUCAAAAGAAGCAAGGUUAUGCUUGUAAGGGAAAUAGCACAUGUGUCAACCCCAUCAAUCUGUCUGGUUACUUCUGUCAAUGCUUGCCAGGUUAUGAAGGGAAUCCAUACCUACCAGAUGGUUGCCAUGAUAUAAAUGAGUGCAAGAAUUCAAACAUCUGCAGUGAAGGAGCGUGUGUAAACUUCCCAGGAACUUAUGCUUGUGUAUGUCCCAAAGGGUUCGAAGGCGAUGGAAGGAAAGCCGGAACGGGUUGCAGGAAAGACAAUCCCAUGAAUCCUCAUCAGACUUCUCGCUUGCUCAUUAUUUCGCUAGGUAUGAGUGUAGCCUUCUUGUUCAUAAUGGUUGGAAGUUCAUGGACAUACUUGGGAGUGAAGAAAAGGAAAUUCAUCCAACUGAGAGAAAAGUAUUUCAAAGAAAAUGGUGGCUUAUUGCUACAACAGAAACUUGCUAAUCACGAAGGAGCUGUGCAGACAACAAAAAUAUUUACUGCAGAAGAACUUGAGAAGGCUACAAACAACUACCAUGAAGAUAGAGUUGUUGGUGAAGGAGGCUUUGGAACUGUUUACAAAGGGAUAUUAGCAGAUGGCAAGGUGGUUGCUAUAAAGAAGUCAAAAAUCAGUGCCCCAAGCCAGAGUGAACAGUUUGUUAAUGAGGUGAUUGUUCUUUCUCAAGUCAACCAUAGAAAUGUGGUGAGGCUAUUAGGAUGUUGUUUCGAAACACCAGUGCCUCUAUUGGUUUACGAGUUCAUCACCAAUGGCACUCUUUUUGAGCACAUACAUAAUAACAAGGGCGAAAAAUCACCACUUCCGUGGGAAUUACGUUUGAAGAUAGCAGCAGAAAUUGCCGGAGCAUUAGCAUACUUACACUCCUCCAUUUCCAUGCCAAUCAUUCACCGAGACGUGAAAGCAACAAAUGUACUGAUAGAUGACAAUUACACCGCAAAAGUGUCGGAUUUUGGAGCUUCAAGGUUGGUUCCUCUAGAUCAAACUCAAAUAACAACUUUGGUACAAGGGACACUCGGAUACUUGGACCCCGAAUACUUUCAUUCAAACCAACUAACAGAAAAGAGUGACGUCUAUAGCUUCGGAGUUGUCCUAGUGGAGCUACUUACAAGCAAAUUAGCACUUUCUUUUACAAGGCCUGAGGCAGAGAGGAACCUAGCAUGCUUCUUUGUUUGUUCACUGGAAGACGGUCACUUGAAUCAAAUUCUCGACCAAAACAUACUCAAUGAGGUGAAUAUUGAGAUGCUAAGAGAAGUAGCCAACGUGGCAAGAAGAUGUUUAAGGGUAACAAGGGAGGAAAGGCCUACCAUGAAAGAAGUAUCAAUGGAGCUGGAGGGAAUGAGGAUCAGUGCAAAGCAUCCAUGGGGAAAGACUGGUUUCAGCCCCGAGGACACUGAACACUUGCUUGGAUCACCUUCAUUUUCCCAUGUUAGAAGUGAUUGUGGUCCGAAUAGUGCAACCAUCAGUGCAGCUAGUGUUUAUGAAAGCAUGCGAAUGGAAAUGUUAAUGGCAUAUGAUAACGGGCGAUAA